This is a messenger RNA of Acanthocheilonema viteae, 2703 nucleotides long. The record is from the annotation of a GenBank genome assembly. NCBI's taxonomy places the organism in Eukaryota, Metazoa, Nematoda, Chromadorea, Rhabditida, Onchocercidae.
AUGUGUGAAGAGUUGACUGAAUUUUUGGAGGAUAAAGAGAAUAUCGAUGAGUCUUCAUGUAAAAAGUACAUGAAACUUGUUUUACCACAUGUUAUCCUGGUUGCUGCAGUAUGUUUCUAUGCGAUAGCUGGCGCGUGGGUCUUUUAUAGUCUCGAAUCACCUCAUGAAGAUAAGUUGAAGAAAAUUGGUAUACAAAAAAUUGAUGAAUUGCGCAAAGAGUUAAUUCAAACGUUACGGAUGAAACGGAAAGAAUUAAAAAGAACCAAAAUGGAUAGUUGGGCUCGCGUAACUGACGUAAAACUUCAAACUUUCAAUGAGUAUUUGUAUAGAGCUUUCAAAGAACAUUAUGUUAGGUAUGCAGAUAUUCGCAUUUUCAAAACGAAUAUCGACAAACGCAGCGGUAAUACGAAAAUAAGAAGGUAUAGGAAAAAAUCAAAACAUGGAUCAAAAUCGAUUAGAAGCAAAAAAUUAUGGACGGCAAGUAGCGCUAUAUUUUUUGCAGCAACAACAAUGGCUACCAUCGGUUACGGUAACAUUGUACCGAUAACAUCACAUGGACGCAUUGCCUGUGUUAUAUUUGCAUUAUUUGGUGUGCCGCUGGCUAUUAUAACGAUUGGUGACCUCGGCAAAUUUUUAUCGGAAUGUACAAUAUGGCUUUACACUAAGAUGAAAAAAUCUCGCUUUUCGUUGAAACGUUAUUCUAUCAGUUUAAAAUUGAGAACUGCUCGCAAUCCAGAACUGAGAUCGCCGGAAAAAUCCAAUGAAGCGGUGAAACAAUUAUUAAAUUGGAAUGAUGCGUUGGAUAAAACAAAAGUGCCUUUAGUCUUAGUCCUUACCAUACUUCUUUUUUACAUUGCCUUUGGCGGCUUUCUGUUUGCUUCGUUUGAGCCAUGGACUUAUACGGACGCAUUUUAUUUUUGUUUUGUUUCGCUAACUACAAUUGGAUUUGGCGAUCUUGUGCCUGAAAGUCAAGAGUAUGUUGCUCUAUUUGUGAUUGAAACUUUUGCCGGCGUAACUAAAAUUUCAAAAUAUGUACCGCUCAUGUUGGUGUACUUGGGAAUUGGCCUUGCCGUGACAACAAUGUGCAUCGAUUUGGUUGGCAUUCAGUACAUCCAGAAAAUUCAUUAUUUUGGUCGGAAAUUCCGUCAUACCGACAUAUUACAAUUGCUCAAGCGAAGACAAAUGAUUGAACAAGGGCUAACAAUUGAUCAGAAUGAUGAAUUCUUAAAAUUAUACCUCAAGCAACUUCAAGAAGCAGGGACAGUAUCCAUAGAAGAACCAAAAUGGCAUUUAUGGAGUAAUGCAUCCGAGAUGUCUAUUCCAGCCAGCUAUGAUAUCAAUGAUGAUAAUAACAACGAAGAACCGCAAAAAUUUUCAAUUCAUUCACCUAUUCAAUCACUAUUACCAACAGCAGAAUCACUAGAAAGAAUUACUAAUGAAAGUUGCCGCAGGCGAUCAUUUUCAAUCGAGCGGUUCUCUGUAAAUUCUUCAUCUGAACAAAUACCGAACCCAAAACUAAUUACAUCAAAUUCUCCGAUUUUUACUAAAGAGCAACCGUCAUUAGCAUCGCAGUCACUAAUUUUGUCACAACAACAAUUACCAGGGACAAAGCCAUCGUCAAUAUCCGUUGCGCUUGUAUCACCCUCAAGCAGCCUUAUUGGAUUAGCCUGCAUGACGCGUUGGAAUUCAUAUACCGAAAUGUUGAAUGAAGCAAAGAAUUCGUUCGCAAAGCCGGAAAUCAAAGCCACGGAAAUGUUUCUUGACGAUUCAACAAUGGCCACAUAUGAAAAUGAGGAUUAUCAAGUCGAGCAUGAAGAAAUUUUUAGCAAUAAAUAUGAAGCUGUUUCGAAAUCAUCGCAAUCAUCGUCAUCAACAAUAUCAUCUACCGGUCAGAGUAUGCAGAUCAUACGACCCUCUAAACUUGAUUUAGAUACUUGUGAAUCAGUGGAACGGAUUAGUACCACAUCUAAAGCACCACCUGAACAGGAUAUCCAACAAUCAGUUAUAUACUAUCAAAAUAUCCCAAUUCAUAGCCGACAUCAAAAGACGGUAGAAACAGAAAAUGCUUUACAAAAUUUGCUUGAUGCUCCGGAAUGUAUUGUUAGUCAUAAACUACCACCAGCAGUAGUUGAUGAUAACUAUUGCUUUGUGAUUGAUGGCGAAACGAUCGGAUCAGAAGCAAUGCUGCAUGACGAUAUUCAUUGGAGUCAUACGAGUCGACCGACGCAAUACUUUUAUUCAGACGAUUUACGUAACUUUCACCGAGUUAAUUGUAUUAAAGCUAAAGGGAAGAUUAUCGCCAUAAAAAUUAUUGGCUCCCAAGCACAGACAUUCAGCGCAGUACAGUCAUCUCGAUCCACUCCGAUACAUCCAUUCCGAUCAGUGGAUUCUCUACCGGCUCGCUCCAUAUCUUCCAUUAGUGGUUUUCGUCGUGACACCAUAUCACUGCUACAGGUCUACGUCGUUACACGAAUUUAUAGUUUCUGGAAAACGUGUCCGUCCUUUCGUCGUAUUGUCACGUUGUUUGAUCGAGUGAAUGGAAAUGAAAAUAUCCAUUUUCAAAAACGGAUAUUCGUGCAACACAUUUGGCGUAAUACGAAACAAUCGGAGAAAGAACGCGUAAAACACGAAUUUAAUCGAGAUCGUGCAAGACUUCUUAAAUCUAAAUCCAAUGAAAUAUCGACGAAACAUGCCUUCAAAUGA